GCGUCCUCACGAUCGUCGCGCCAAGAAGACAUUCUCGACUCUUUUCGCGCUCUUCGGAUUUUUUAAAAAUUCUUUGGUUGCUAUUAUUGGAUGAAAUUAUAAUAGUGAAAUUAAUUUUUGUGUAUAUUUGUGUCAAUAGAUUUAUCCAAAUCACGAUGAUGAAGUUUGAAACGCUGGUCUUGGUGGUGCGUCUACGAAAUUACUACUCGAUGGGGGGCAGAAAAAAUUUCUACGGCCACACGCGGUAGAGGGAUUAAUUGAUGCCCCUGGCAUGGCGUAGUUAGGCAAUAAUGGAAUAGCUUAAUAAUUAAAUUAAUUAGAUAAUUAACUAAUUGUUUUUAAAUUUUGAGCCAUCCCCCCGUCCCCCUUAACUUAACAAAUGGCUGUUUAUAGAAACUACUAUAACAGAAGAACUCUAUCUUGGACAGUCAUGGUGUCCUGUCUUUAUUUGCUUUGUAGUACAGCGAUUGGCACUGUGUCUUCUAGUAUGGCUAAUGGAGAAAAGUUACGACAUCAUCAUAUGAAAAAUCAAAUCGAAAAGAACCCUUCGGGUUUUAAUGAUGCCGCCAAAGCGGCCUCCCUAGGUUGUCCCAAUUGUUUAUUAUAUAAUAAACAUGAUAAAGAUAAGGAAAGGAUAGAGUCCGAUAAGUUAAGGCUGGAAGCAAUAAAAAAGCAAAUUUUGCAAAAGUUGGGCUUGAGUGCGAAACCUAAUGUGACGCAUAGUCUUCCUAGGGAGGUGGUCUUAGAAACUUUGAGUAGGGCGGAGGAGGGGGAUUUUUUUAGCAAAAUUGAGGAAGAAGAGUUUCCAACGACUAGUGAGAAAAUUAGGAAUAAUAUGGAAACUGUAGACGUAGAUGAUUUUUAUGGAAGAACCAGUGAGAUUAUUUCAUUUGCUGAACAAGGUUCUUGGGUGAACCAGAAUAGACUGUUGGAGUUUCAAGUUAGUCCUGAAGCGGGAAGUCAGAUGGGCCAAGACUUUAAAGUGAGAGAAGCCAUAUUGUGGCUUAAGGCUGACUUAAUUAAAAUGGGGUCAACCAAGUGUAGAUCGACUGAUAUAUACGUUUUUAAAAUCAUAUCUAAUAGGUUGCCUGAAUCAGUUUCGCUUAGUUCUAAGCAAUUCGAUAGAUUAACAUCAGAACCAGUAUCAGUAACUCUAGAUGAGUUAAAUAGCGGUUGGCAAAAGAUUGAUCUCACAGAUACGGUCAGAAGGUGGCUAAGCGAAUCUAGCAAAGACAAGUUGAGAUUAUUUGUGGACUGUAGUUGCUGUGCCCAUUGGUAUGUUCAUCUAUUCAACGAGGAUCGCGACACUAGGUCAAACCCGAACCGGCCGUUUUUGGUGAUCCAUACAGAUCCUAACACGGCGAAAAGAGUGAGAAGGAGAGCGAUAGACUGUUCUGUAGAUUCAGGAAAUCAAUGCUGUAAGCAGCGUUUUUAUGUUAGUUUUAAGGCUCUAGGAUGGGAAGACUGGGUGAUAGCUCCACAGGGGUACUACGCGAACUACUGUCGAGGAGACUGUGGCCACCAUCGCACGCCCGACACAUUCGUAACUUACCACACGCACGUGAUAGAAGAAGUCCGAAAAACGCAACAUUUAUCAGGUAUGACCCCGUGUUGUGCCCCACUAAAGUUUUCUAGCAUGUCUUUAAUUUAUUACGGUCCCGAAUCGACGAUCAUUAAAAGAGACUUGCCAAAGAUGGUCGUGGAUGAGUGCGGAUGUCCGUAAAAACAAUCCUAAUAGUUCUGGACUAUAUUAAAUUUAUAUUUCAAUUGAUGCGAAUAAUGUGGCUUAUGAAGAAGACAUUGAGGGUUCUUAAUGGUAAAAGAAUUCUGGUUAGGAAAGAAAGCCUGUGACGCUGAUGUAAAUCAGAACUUGGAUUUUACGGCGGACAAAAAUGAGUAUCAUGAUAGUUAUUAAGAUGAAGUUUGAUGACUAAGAGCUUUGUUCUUAAGUUUUUUAGGGAAAGUUUGUUUAGAGAAUUAGACAAUGGUUUGUGGUUGCAAAAUUAUUAUAGAAGGUUAUUUAUUUUUAACUCUUAAGCUCACUUACUUAAUAAAAUUUUAAAUUUGAUUAAUAAGAAUAUUUUAUCACCGAUAUCUUUUUUAUAGUUAAAUAUAUAUAGUUAUCAAUUAGCAAGUAAA
Molecule: messenger RNA, 2139 nt
Organism: Anthonomus grandis grandis
Lineage: Eukaryota; Metazoa; Arthropoda; Insecta; Coleoptera; Curculionidae
Gene: Actbeta
Product: inhibin beta chain
Exons: 5
Coding region: 380-1723 (447 amino acids)
Biological process (GO): SMAD protein signal transduction
Cellular component (GO): extracellular region
Molecular function (GO): growth factor activity; cytokine activity
Source: RefSeq, a predicted model, not a curated record